Messenger RNA from Procambarus clarkii (red swamp crayfish), 6899 nucleotides. The record is from RefSeq and is a predicted model, not a curated record. Lineage: Eukaryota; Metazoa; Arthropoda; Malacostraca; Decapoda; Cambaridae.
GACGGUAGCCAGGGCAACACUCUACCAACACCGCCCGCUGCCACCUCCAUCACCCACCUGCCACUGCUGCCACUGCCACCUCCGGCUCCACCUGCCACUGCUGCCACUGCCACCUCCAGCUCCACCUGCUACCCAUAGAAGAGGCGAGGUGUGAGGGAUGGUGAGUGUGAGGUGUGAGAGUGGCGGCUCCCGGGUCCUCCACACCCGCCUGCUGCUGCUGCUGCUGCUGCUGCUGCUGCUGGCCAAGGUCUCCAUGGCCUCCAUCUGUGUCAAGUCCUUUACCUGGACUGACGCCAAGAAGUCAGUGACGCUGGAGAACCGCGGGGGGAUGGCCACGCCUCAGGUGGUGGGCGUGUGGCCAGUGGCCUCAGUGGCCGUCCUCAGCCAGACCUUCCUCAGCUCCUCCACCCCCGGCUACUCCACCACCGUCAAUGAUGCACCUGUAGAUGGCAGCACCCUGGCGGUGGACCUCUCCAGCGCCCCUGAUGUGGCCCCAGAGACAUGUGGGUACUACCUGGUCUGCGUCACCACCAUGAAUCAACCAGUUAACGCAACUCCACACUUCGACUACAAGUGCGUCAUGCAAGUGAAGCAAUGUAUGGAAGAGGUGGACCUGGUGUGGGUGGCCGAGGGUGUCGGGGAGGACGCCCCGUAUGUCUACGUCAACGCCCAGGGUCCCGUCUACGCCAGUGGUAUGGCAGUGAGCAUCAUGAACGGGGGCCCGGAGGCUCUCUCCAGCUCCUCCGCUCUCAACGCCCCGGAGGUGGCCGCCUUCAUCUCCUUGAGGGAACCUUUUGACGACAGCAGCACCCUCUUCUCCAACACCAACAUGUCCCUCCAGGAGGCCAUGCAAGAGUUCACCUCCAUCAACCUGGUGUUUGAGUCCUACGGUAAUGAUGGACUCUUCCGCCUCCCGGGCUGGGAGAUGUUGCUGAUUGAUGCCGGCACCAACACCACCAUGGCGCUGCCGGCCAACUCCAGUCUGGCGGUGGACCUGAGCCUGUUGACGGGGCCGUCCAAGCUGCCGUGUCAGUCUGGCAUCCUCGUCCUCCUCCUCGACCCUUACAACAGGACCAACGACGUCGACAGAUCCAACAACAUCGUUAUGUUUCCCAUCGACCUCCUGUGCUCCGGUGGUGGGGAGUCGAUUGGGAGCAUGUGUGAGGUGAUCCCCUACAUGGAGAGUGAGGGCCGCGACGCCAUGCUUCUUGUCAAGGACAACUUUAGCCCCGCUAGUUACGUCUACAAGGGCGAGGGCCACCGCCGGGGGUUCCUGACGGCGACGUCGGCCGACGUGGAGAAGAAGUCGAUGCAGUACAAUUGGGCCAACGACCGGGCCGCCAGGCUGCAGGCCCUGAACCUGUGCCCCAUGGAGGAUCCUGCCUCGGACGGGGCCCCCAACAACUCCCUGGUGAUGAGGGCCAAGAGGGUCCUCGACACCCUCCUGGUGGAUAUGAAGUCAAUGACGACGGAUAGCGCGGAGGAGAUGGAGGCCCACCAGCAGGUGCUCCUGAUGGCCGAGGUGGCCAGCGACCUGAUUGGCGAGGCCAUGGAGGAGGACGGCGUGUGGAGGAGCCUGGCGCUCAAGAUCCUGGGCAUGGAGGUCCGCACGAUGAUGAAACACCAGUUUGGCCCCUUGGCCAUGAUGAUAUGUUCUGGUGGUAUGGGGCCCUUUGGUGAGACGGGACUGUUUGGUGGAAAAGGCAUGUUUGGUGGAAUGGGCAACCAGGAUAAAUGGGGGUCGAAGGGGCGAACAGAUACAUUUUUUGGAUCGAGGCUAUUAAAUAUAUUACCUAACUUAGCAUCUGUGUUUAAUGGGACAGGACUCCCCUUCCAACUACCAUCCUUCCUACUGAACAGAACAGGACUCGCUGGAAUAUUUGGAUCCUGGAAUAUGCUUCGAUCGUCGCUACCUUUAGGCCUGACAGCUGGACAGUGGAAUGGAACGGGAUUUCCGUUCGGAUCCAAGUGCUGGCGGUUCAAUGGAACGGGUUCACCCUUUAAUCUGAGCUCCUUACGGUGGGGUGGACUGGGCCACUUGCUCUGGAAUGGGUCAGGACUCUGGUUCUUAAAUGGAACGGGACAAAAUGGUGCGCUGGGACCUUGGUUGUGGAAUGCAACCACACCAUUGCCUUUUGGAACGGAUCCCUGGUUAUGGAACGGAACAUCAGUCUGGCACUGUAACAAAACUGCAGCGACAUCUAUAUUCCCAAACCUGAACAAUUUGUUUGGAACGACAAGAUUCCGUUUUCUCCAUUCAGGACAAGAGUCACCGCGAACAGUUAACUUGAACAGUGGCGGGUGUAAGUUCUCGUGUGGAGACGGCAACACUGUACCGUGUUCCGCCAGGUGUGACGGUCGGCAACACUGUUCCAACGGUGCUGAUGAGCUCCAGUGUGGCAACACCGGUGGCGAGAACAGCAAGCAACCCGCCCGGACGGCCGCCCUCCGGCGCCAGAGAGCGUCUUACGGCAAAAACAACAGAACCAGGAAUAAUUCAAGCGGAGAGAGAACACAUUCGAAGCUGCAAGACGGAGGUUCCAACUGGGAAGAAUUUUCAGCCGGUGGAGACUUCUCCAGCACCGAAGACUUCUCCAGCACCGAAGACCUUUCUGGCGCAGAAGACUUUACCAACCAAGAAGACUCCUCCGGUUUCACAGACUCAGACACGCGAGGCUCAGGCGAGAAUUCACAAGAGAGUCGAGAGAAUGAUGUUGAUGAUGGCGAUGAUGAGGACGACUUCAACAGAUUCGGCGGACCUCCUCGACGUCGCCAUAAGCCACCUCGCGGAGGUGGUCCUAUAGGUCCCUGGGGUUCAGGGGGUUCCGGAGAUCCCUGGGGUCCUGGUGGUCCUGGGGGUUCCGGGGGUCCUGGAGGUCCCUGGGGUCCUGGAGGUCCCGGGGGUUCCGGGGGUCCUGGAGGUCCCUGGGGCCCUGGAGGUCCUGGAGGUCCCGGGGGUCCUGGGGGUCCCAGAGGUCCUAGGAUGUUUGGCGGCGACCCUCAGGCCCGGGCGUUGAUGACGAUGUGGAAGAAGGUGGAGCUGAGGCUGGCCAGCGGGGCGGGACCCGAGGACAUGGUGGAGCUGGCCUUCCUCCCGCUCUCCACCCGCCUCAACAUCAAGGACCUCUACAACAUGUUCCGUAAAGACGACUUCUCCAAGUACCACAAGUUUAUGAAAGCUCUUGUGAAAUCUGGAGCCAUUAUGUUAUUAAUGGAGUACGAGAUGAACAAUGAACUGUACGAUAUUCAGAGCAUGAUGAGCAUGUCGGACAAGAGCGUUCAAGAUCUGCUCGACUUCUUGAACACGAAUGUGUCGGCGGCGGCGAGGGAGCGAGUGGGCGGGAGGCCGGCCUUGGAGGCCCUGCUCAACCUCACCCUCAAGUACUCGGCUCUCCUCCUCGAGCACAGGGUCACCGUCUUCGAUUUUAUGCGUUCUGUGGUGGACAAGGUGGACCCGCCGACGCUCUGCUCCUUGACGAAGAAGUUUGGCCCCAGCCCCAGCAAGGAGAUGCUCUGCCUCAGGGCAGCUCAGCAGGACGUGGACAUGAUGUCAGCGAACAUAAUGGCUCCACCAGAGAAGAAAAACGCCAACUUCUUCCAGGACCCCUUCAAGGACUUCAUGACGUCUCUCAAGCUCAGUAAACAACGACCAGCUUACUGGAUUAUUGAGAAUGAAGGAGUGUACUACGGGGAGCAGAACUCCGUGACGGGCUUCUUCGUGUGGGACAAGGUGGCUGUUUGUUCCUGCCCCGACGCCAGUACUGGAGGGCCAGGCCAAGACGGUAGUGGAGCAGGAGGGAGUGGCCAAGGAUGGGGAGGAGGAGGAGGAGGAAAUGGUCAAGGAUGGGGAGAAGGAGGAGGAGGAAAUGGUCAAGGAGGAGGAGGAGGAGGAAAUGGUCAAGGAUGGGGAGGAGGAAAUGGUCAAGGAUGGGGAGGAGGAAAUGGUCAAGGAUGGGGAGGAGGAGGAGGAGGAUCCUGGAGCGCAUCAGGAGAUGGGGGAUCGGGUAGUGGAUGGGACGAUGCAUCAGGAGGUAUGGGAAGGAGCGGAUUCAGUGGUGGAUGGGGAGGUGCAUCAGGUGAUGGGGGAUCGGGUGGGUCGGGUAGUGGAUGGGACGGUGCCUCAGGAGGUACGUCAUGGAGUGGGUCUGGAGGUGGUGGGAAUAUAGCUGCAUCAGGUAAUGUGGAGACUAGUGGAGUCAGAAGUGGAGGAGCAGGAGAUGGACAGAACGCCUCAUGGCAAGACCUUCCGCAACAAGUUAAAGAUCUCAUCAACCAAUAUGCCGGAGGAAAUGGAAAAGAUGUAGACAUCAACAAAAUCAUGGAAAUGUUCAACUCUCAAUCACCUCAAGACGACCCGAACACAGCAAUGCUCCACGGAGACACAGAUGGCACAGUCACUAUGUUAGAUCUUUCGGACAUAUACCUGAGGAACUAUCGUCAGGAGGAGGUGGACGGGAGGCUGGUGAUCAGCGGACAGGUGGUGGUGUACGACAAGAUGCGGGAACAGAACAGCUCCGUGUGUAAGGACUCGGACUGGGACGAGGACGACGCCCGGGUAGUGUGCACCGUCCUCUAUGACGACCAUCCUCGCGCACGGUUGGAGGCGUCGUACUCUACCAGCGAGUCGUUCAACGACCCUUCCAUCCCGGAAGUGAAGCUGGACAAGUUCCAGUGUCACGGGGACGAGGUGGACCUCCUCCAGUGCACUCACCGCUGGGACAUCAAUCAGUGUAAAGUGAAGGAACUUGCUGGAGUCAAGUGUGUGCUCUCAAAGCUCUCAGUAGAGCAACGCAAGAUGCAGCAGCUUAAAAAAUAAACAACUUAUGCUGACAUGAAUUAAAUAACAACAACAAAUACUAAAUUAUUAAUGGUGGUUUAUGUAUGAUUGUAUUGUUUGUUAUCAAAGAAUUGUUUAACCAAACCUGUUUUUAAACAUUAUUACGUUUACAAGCCCGUUAAAACAUGCGUGACAGUUCAACACCUGCUUAAAACACACGCGUGACAGCUCAACACCUGCUUAAAACACACGCGUGACAGUUCAACACCUGCUUAAAACCCACGCGUGACAGUUUAACACCUGCUUAAAACCCACGCGUGACAGUUCAACACCUGCUUAAAACCCACGCGUGACAGUUCAACACCUGCUUAAAAUACACGCGUGGCAGUUCAACACCUGCUUAAAACCCACGCGUGACAGUUCAACACCUGCUUAAAAUACACGCGUGGCAGUUCAACACCUGCUUAAAACACACGCGUCAAAUUUCAGCACCUGCUUAAAACACACGUGUGACAGACCAACACCUGCUUAAAACACCCACGUGACAGUUCAACACCUGCUUUAAAAACAUGCGUGGCAGUUCAACACCUGCUUAAAAAUACGCGUGGUAGUUCAACACCUGCGUAAAACACACAUAUUGGUAAAAUUUUAUAUUUAAGAUUUACCUCCUGAAUAAAUAAUGUAAUAAAAUAUUAUUUAUAUUAUAACUUUCUGUUGUUCUGUCAAGGUAGUAACUUGCGUUCCCUUGUCACCCAUGUUGACACAUGUCCUCUCCAGGCACACCUUAUGUUGCUAUGUGUCCAGGACACUGGACUGUGACACUUUAUGUUGCUUAUGUCUCCAGGACACUUAAUGUGGUAAGACCAGAUUAUAAUAAGAUAUGAUACAAAAUUAUCGCGAUGGUUAAGUGUGGUUUUAAUGUCUCGCUUUCUGUUGUGGGUCCUCUGGUAGGUUAGGAUAAGGGCACUUUAGUACGACAGUUUUUUGACGUUGGGGAACCUUAGGAGGACGGGCUGCUGGAAGAUCCUGCCCCACAGUCUUAAUGUCUCGUAUCGUCUUAAGUUUCUUAUGACUCAAAAGUCUAAAAAUUGUGCAGCAGGUUGUUACACACCCAGGUACUGAGAGGAUUAUAACUACAGUAUGACCAUUAUUGCCAUAACAAUAGCCUGGGCAAGGUAUAGACUUGCCACAACAAUGUAGCCAACUUUCUAACAAAGAAUUUGAGUGAACGAGAGCAAGGUAAGGUAAUUAUUAAGGUAUGGUAAGCUAUGGCAGUUUGACUAUAUAACACUUGGAAGGGAUAUAAUUACAGAAUAGGAGCUGGGAUAGGAGAAAGGAAGGAACUGUGUCCAUCCACUUGGACUAUUGGGGAUCGAACGCCGACCUGCAAGAAAACGAAGCCGUCGCUGUACCGUUCGGUCCAAGUGGAUGGACAAACUUAGAUCAAACUGGAAGUUGAAAUAAAAUCUUUAAAACGCUCAACAGAUUUGUAUCGUAUCUUGACAUUUUGAAACAAAUUAAAAUAGAAUAGUAAAUUGUGACGAAAUGAAUUUAAUAUUAACGUUUAGGUAAGGAAUAAAUGCCUUAAGCUCAUCAUGGUAUCAGUGAUAAAUAUAUCUUACAAUUACAGAGAUCUCUAUUAUAUACAAUAUUUAUGUAAUUAUGUAAUGAUAAUGUAACAGCACAUUUUUCAUAUUGUAAAAUCACAAUGCAUGUUUUAUGUAAAUGAUCUGAAUGUAAUAUAAUAAUAUUUACUUUGAAUUUGGUCAGAGAUGAAGAUUUAACUUUGUUGUUCAUGCAUAUUAACUGUUGAUCGUUCCACUGUGAUAGUCACCAGCAUAGCUUGCAAAUGUCAAGGAUAUAUAUGGCUGACAAUUAGUAUAGAAGUCAAUAUAUUAAUACAGUAUGCACUCUUGUAGGACUAUAGAUAGCUAAAAAUUGAAUAUAUUUCUUAAAUAUGCAAUAUAUUUAUUGUUAAACUCACGUGACAAAUUAUUUUAUAUAAGAAAAUGUGUAAAGAAUCAACUAGGGAAAACUGUAAUUUCAGUGAUCAGGACUGUGCUCUUUUUAAUUGUUUUACAUAUAAAAUUUACUUGCAAUAAACUAAAAUUGGUAUAAAAAA